AUGUCCGCUGAACUACAGGCACUACAAGAUAACUCCACUUGGACUCUUGAGCAUCUUCCACCUGGUAAGAAACCCAUUGGAUGUAAAUGGGUUUUCAAAACCAAACUCAAAGCCGAUGGAUCCAUUGAAAGGUAUAAAGCCCGACUGGUUGCCAAGGGCUACACUCAAGUUGAAGGUCUUGACUAUCAUGAGACUUUUGCUCCGGUUGCCAAAAUGACCACCGUCCGCUGCUUAUUGGCAAUCGCUGCUACAAAAAAUUGGAUCAUUCAUCAACUCGACGUCAACAAUGCCUUUUUGCACGGUGAUCUUGAUGAAUAA
Messenger RNA from Juglans regia (Persian walnut), 318 nucleotides. RefSeq lists its product as uncharacterized. The transcript has a single exon. Bases 1 to 318 code for a protein of 105 amino acids. The record is from RefSeq and is a predicted model, not a curated record. NCBI's taxonomy places the organism in Eukaryota, Viridiplantae, Streptophyta, Magnoliopsida, Fagales, Juglandaceae.